AUGGAGCCCCAGGGGCAGCAGAAGGCGCCUUCGCCGCCGGAUGCGCGUUCGCCCCCGCCUCCCCCACCUGUUACGUCCGCCCCGGCGACUGCCAACACCACCGGCGGCAAUGCCGCCUCGCCCGAGCGCCCCCUGCCCGCUAAUGGCGACAAAGAGAGUCUCAUGGUGCAGCUGCCGCUGCUGAAAGAUGCGCCGGCGGCGGAGCGCGAACAGUUGUUCGUGCAGAAGUUGCGGCAGUGCUGCCUCCUCUUCGAUUUCGCCGACGAGCCCCUCUCCGACCUCAAGUGGAAGGAGGUGAAGAGGGCCGCGCUGCUGGAGAUGGUCGAGUAUGUGACGUCACAGCGCGGAGUCAUCACCGAGGCUAUUUACCCGGAAGCUGUUAAUAUGUUCGCGAUCAACUUAUUCCGAACUUUACCGCCAUCUUCAAAUCCUAAUGGAGCUGAAUUUGAUCCGGAAGAAGAUGAACCGACACUCGAAGCAGCGUGGCCACACCUGCAGCUAGUGUACGAGCUGUUCCUUCGUCUCCUGGAGUCGCCAGAUUUCCAUCCAAACAUUGCCAAGAAGUAUAUUGACCAGAAAUUCGUUUUACAGUUAUUAGAGUUGUUCGAUACAGAAGAUCCGCGCGAGCGCGACUUCCUCAAGACGACGUUACAUAGGAUAUACGGAAAGUUCCUCGUUCUACGCGCUUAUAUACGAAAACAGAUCAACAACGUGUUCUACAGGUUUAUAUACGAAACGGAGCACCACAAUGGAAUAGCGGAGCUGCUAGAGAUCCUCGGCUCGAUCAUCAACGGGUUCGCGUUGCCACUCAAGGAGGAGCACAAGCAGUUCUUACUUAGGGUUCUACUUCCCCUGCACAAGGUGAAAUCUCUUUCGGUCUAUCACCCGCAGCUGGCUUACUGCGUCGUUCAAUUCCUAGAGAAGGACCCGUCGCUCACGCAGCCCGUGGUUAGAGCUCUGCUGAAGUACUGGCCAAAGACGCAUUCUCCCAAGGAGGUGAUGUUCCUAAACGAGAUGGAAGAAAUUUUGGACGUCAUCGAACCGGCAGAGUUCCAGAAGAUCAUGGACCCGCUAUUUAGGCAACUGGCCAAGUGCGUGUCGAGCCCACACUUCCAGGUCGCGGAGAGAGCUCUGUACUAUUGGAACAACGAGUACAUAAUGUCCCUGAUAUCUGACAACGCGACGCAUAUCUUGCCCAUCAUGCUCCCUUCGAUCUACCGCAACACUAAGAGCCACUGGAACAAGACGAUCCAUGGUCUGGUGUACAACGCGCUCAAACUCUUCAUGGAGAUGAACCAGAAGUUGUUUGACGAGUGUACGCAGCAGUUUAAACAGGAGAAGCAGAAGGAAAUGGAGCGUCUCCAACAGCGAGAAGAGCUGUGGCAGCGGCUGGAGGCUGUAGCAGCUGCAAAUCCAGCCAGCAGGCUCGUGGAGAGCGAAGAACCCAAUCGACAGGAACAGAAUGAGACGCGAAAGAAUCAUAACGCGAACAAGCCACUCCUGCGCAAGAAAUCCGACCUGCCGAGCGACGCGUCCACUGUGAAGGCUCUAAUCGAGCACAAGCGGGCCGACCCUUACCUGACAACCCCGCCGGACGCGGACAAAUGCUAG
Messenger RNA from Leptosia nina, 1611 nucleotides. The record is from the annotation of a GenBank genome assembly. Lineage: Eukaryota; Metazoa; Arthropoda; Insecta; Lepidoptera; Pieridae.